CUGACAGCAGGAGGCACGACAUUUUGCCAAUGAAGCGUUAACAUCAGCCGUAUUCUCUCCCCUCCCACAACCUAUUUAAACAAGCAUCUGCCCUUAUCUUGAGUCUUUGGGAAAACCGUAGCACACAAUCGCGAAUAUCUGUCAUCUUCAGUUGAAGAGACGCUAUGGCUUUGGCAGAUCCCGAGUGUGGAAUAUCAAACGGCGCGGAUUCCAGGUCCCCGUUUUCUGACAUCAUUGAACUAAAUGUAGGAGGACAAGUGUAUGUGACACGGCAUACGACUUUAAUAGCCGUACCGGAUUCUCUCCUGUGGAACAUGUUUAGUAAGAAGGCACCGACAGAACUGGCACGGGACAGCAAAGGUCGCUUUUUUCUGGACAGGGACGGGUUUCUUUUCCGCUACAUUUUAGACUAUCUACGGGAUCUACAUCUGGUUCUGCCUGACUAUUUUCCAGAAAAGAGCAAAUUACAGCGAGAGGCUGAGUUUUUUCAGCUGAGGGACCUGUCCAAGCUCUUGUGUCCCAAAAUGAGUAAAAACAACUCCAUCACAGAUGAGAUCUGCCAGAGUGACUCGGAGGAGCCGAGCGCAACUGCGAAUCCGUUGGUCGGACCCGACACCUCUCGCACGCUGUCCGUCGCCAGCACCGCUCAUUCUCCUUCCCUGGAAUCCAAAAAGUCGGGCUACAUCACAGUCGGUUACCGGGGCUCCUAUACAAUCGGAAGAGACAUACAAACAGACGCCAAAUUCAGGCGGGUCGCGAGGAUCACGGUGUGCGGGAAAACUUCUCUGGCUAAGGAGGUGUUCGGAGACACUUUGAACGAGAGCAGAGACCCGGACCGACCUCCGGAGAGGUACACGUCACGCUAUUAUCUGAAAUAUAAUUUUCUCGAGCAGGCGUUUGACAAACUGUCAGAGUUUGGCUUCCACAUGGUCGCGUGCAGCUCCACUGGCACGUGCGCUUAUUCCAGCAGUGACCCAAACGAGGACAAAAUCUGGACAAGCUACACAGAGUAUGUUUUCUGUCGCGAAUGAGCCAAAAUGUGUUGCAUUUAAUUGUGUGUGUAUAGCCAUUCCAAGAGUAAAGUUUCAUCCGUC
Rhinichthys klamathensis goyatoka is the source of this 1094-nucleotide messenger RNA. It is a transcript of the gene kctd12.1, whose product is annotated as potassium channel tetramerisation domain containing 12.1. The transcript has a single exon. NCBI's taxonomy places the organism in Eukaryota, Metazoa, Chordata, Actinopteri, Cypriniformes, Leuciscidae. Bases 165 to 1031 code for a protein of 288 amino acids. Gene Ontology annotation, molecular function: protein binding. The record is from RefSeq and is a predicted model, not a curated record. Gene Ontology annotation, cellular component: postsynaptic membrane; presynaptic membrane. Gene Ontology annotation, biological process: regulation of G protein-coupled receptor signaling pathway; protein homooligomerization.